Molecule: messenger RNA, 690 nt
Organism: Topomyia yanbarensis
Lineage: Eukaryota; Metazoa; Arthropoda; Insecta; Diptera; Culicidae
Exons: 3
Coding region: 1-690 (229 amino acids)
Source: RefSeq, a predicted model, not a curated record
AUGUCCGCUGGAUACACUCAGAAAAUUUCGAAAUCUAACAACGACGAUCGCAUCAGCCUCAACAACCACGUAAACGAUGCCUGCAAAAAGUCGGUGAAGCCAACGAACGGGAUUGCGAGGAUCAUGCCAAACGUCAGCGGUCCGAGAAGCAGCAUGAGACGUCUGCCAGCUAGUGUUUCGUCAUCGAUAAUGUUAUAUGGAGUUUCGGCCUGGGGUGCAGCGCUGAAAACCAUGCAGAACCGCGACAUGCUGUACAGGACGUUCCGGUUGAUAGCAGUACGAGUCGCGAGCGCGUUCAGAACAAUAUCAGUAUGCAAUAUCGCUGAGAUGAUGCACAUCUGCAUCACCCUGGUGGAGGAUAUCGAGCGCUACAAUCGGAGAAACGCGAAGAAGAUUGUGAGAAUCGAUUUGAUGACGAGGCCACGGCUGCAUCAGGAAGCAUCUUCAAAGGAUCGGACACACGUCAUCGUUAUGCCAGGAGUGAGAGAACAUCGAGAAGAUACCGGAGCAGGAAGUCUUCGAAUGUCCAAGGUUUACAGCGGAAAUGGCGUAAUGAACCGAGGCAGAGCACCUGCUAUGGAACUCUCCGUCGGCGGAAGCAAGAUUGGUAUCGGGGACGGAGUAGACCGCAACGAGACACCACCAGUCGCGGGUCGUCGAAGAACCAACGAACCGGAAUCGCCAAAGUGA